This is a messenger RNA of Gallus gallus (chicken), 1463 nucleotides long. RefSeq names its product C-type lectin domain family 2 member I-like (gene YLEC46). The transcript is spliced from 8 exons. NCBI's taxonomy places the organism in Eukaryota, Metazoa, Chordata, Aves, Galliformes, Phasianidae. The record is from RefSeq and is a predicted model, not a curated record. The coding region runs from base 179 to 799 and encodes 206 amino acids.
GCCUGCACACGCUGCUCAGCUGAAUGAGGGAGAACGACUGAACCAUUCGUCAGAGCACAAAGCAGCACCAGAACCCCCAGCACACCAGAGGAGAAGGAUCCCAACAGGUUCUGACCCCCAGCUCCCAGAAGAGGAUGUGCAGAUAUCGCUGCUGGAGUCCAAUACUUCCACACCCGCUAUGGGAGAAGGAGACCAACAGGAAACAUUUUUAGAGCACCAAGCAGCACCGGAGCCUCUUGGGCAGAGUGGAGGACUCCAAUGGGGUUCCUCGUGCCAUGGGAUGGGAAGAAGGACAUCCUGUGUGCAGCUCACUGCCGUGCAUGCAGCGCUGGGAGCACUCAUCCUCGUGCUGGUGGUGAUAUUGACCGUGUGUUGGCGGGCCCCCAUCCCACCUUUCCCAGGCUUUGCCCACGUGUGCCCCAACGCCUGGGUCGGAUUCCAGGGGAAAUGCUGUUAUUUUUUGAAGGGGGAGAAUGAUUGGAACAGCAGCAGGGAGCACUGCAAUGCCCACGGAGCUUCCCUGGCCACCAUAGGCAGUGAAGAUGAGAUGGAUUUCAUGAUGCGCUUCCAGGGCCCGGCAAACUGUUGGAUCGGGCUGCACAGGGAAGAAGAGGACGCCCAGUGGACAUGGAGCGAUGGCACAGCCUUCACCAACUGGUUUGAGCUGAGAGGUGGAGGCCGAUGUGCGUACCUGAACGGGGACAGGAUCAGCUCAUCCCUGUGCCACCUACACAAGCACUGGGUCUGCAGCAGAGCUGACCACUACGUCCUCUGGAAGCAAAAGGCGCACCCACAAUGAGAGACCCCACCACCAUGUCAGGACCCGGUCAGACAUGUGUGAGAGGUACACUGUGUUUUUGCAGUGGAAAUUUCCAGUAUCUCUGUAUGUAGUGUAGGUGAAGUUGCUUUUCACAGAGAAAGCUGCUGAACAGAGUAAAGUUGAGACUGGGGCAUUCCCUCCUGGGUAGAAUUGGCACAGGCACCAGGUAAGGAAAUUCUAUAGGGUAGGGGAGAGCCUAGCACAGGACAGAAGGAGUGUGCAGACUGUUGGAAAUGUUGUCCUCCUGUCUCCCUAAAAGGUACAGAACAUACCCAAAGACAAUGGGUUGCUAACAGACAUUGUAUGGAAACAUAAUGGAGCAACAGCUUCGGACCAUUGUGAGCCUGAGAUGCUCAACCAAUGAGUGCCAGGAGAGGCUUUGCCUGUGUUGGACCCAGGGGAGAAAACGGAGUGGAUUUCACUGAUCAGAGAUCUCGGCCUGAUUCGAAAUUGUAGACCUGGAGCGUGUUUCUCACAAAGCUGCAAACAUCAGCCCGAGCUCCAAGGUGGGCGAGGAGGGCCCAGGGAGCAAAGGGCUUCACCGUGGUGCUGGGCAUAAGAGACAUAACACUGCUUUCUGUGUGCGCUGCUGUAUGCGGGACAGCCGGCAUUGCAGUGGUGAAUAAAACCUGCUUUGAUCAGA